GGCGCUUAAUUAAUUUUAUCCUUGUUUGUGGUUAUGGUCACAGUGCGUUUUGGACCACGAAGAAGGCGAACGAAGAAUAUUUGCAAAGACUGUGAAGCUUGGAAAGCAGAACUUGGUAUUGAUGAAGUUACGAAUUCUCAAAGACUUUCCAAAGUGGACGAGACUAAACAAAAACAAGCUACUACGACGCCCGCACACCUGAAGCAUACAACAGUAUGAACUAAUCUACAACAUGCUAAUCUGGCUGUUAGAAAUGAGAACACUUCGUAAACUUAUCUUUCUGGUCUUUGUGAAAACAAUGGUUCGUUGCACCAUCAGUGGUUGGUACACCUCGAAGUUAUAUCCUUUCGGUAAAGAAGCUGGCGACUCACCUUUGCCUGUGGAAGAUGAUGUGAGCUCAGACGCAAUUUCAACACCGCCGUUUCAUUUCUUCGAACUGAAGGUCGAAUCGUUUUACAUACAUGAAAAUGGACUCAUCUCGUUUGGUUCUUCGUUGAAAUCCCAAGAGCCAUCAUCUUUUCCGCUUAACAGCCACACGUACGUAGCCGCACCAUAUUGGGCCGAUGUAUAUACAAUAAGAGGAGGUAGGGUCUGGUAUCGAGUUACUACCGAACAAGCGAUCAUUUCUAGGGCAGCGAGAGACGUCAUCCGCGCAUUUCCACGCGACACAAAAUUUGUGGCAAACUGGGUUGCCAUCGUUACAUGGAAUGAAGUCUCAUUCUAUGGAGCCAGUGGUAUAUACACAAAGAAUACAAACACAUUCCAAGUUGUCAUAGCAGGUGGAGAGCAUAUGACAUUUGUCUCAUACAUCUACGAUAACCUUUCUUGGACAACUGGAACCUUGCAUGGAGGGAACAAUCGAGGUUUGGGAGGCAAAGCAGCAAAGGUUGGCUUUAGCUUCGGAUCCUCAUACCAAAAUGUACCAUUCUCCGGGUCAAAAGAACUUUUGAGUCUAGUAAACAGAACUAACUGUGGUCAGCCGGGUGUUUGGCUGUUCAAAGUUGAUACCGAAAAAGAUAUGAACGAAAAAAGAUGCGAAACCUCAGGCACAGUAUCCAUUCAUUCGGCCGGUGGAAAGCUAAACAGUGGCUCCAACAUCCUCAUCACUGGACUGUGCUAUUGGCCCGGUAUUGAGUUGCGGUGCGAAUUUGGCGAUAUCGGUGUAGCCAAAGGAUACAAAGUCAACGAAACGAAAGCCAUUUGUACCGUUCCUUUGUUACCUACGAGAAAACAUCAAUCCGUCUUUUACAUCUACCCGAAUGAAAAUGAUGAUUUAAAGUUCGCGCAAGAAUUUGACCUGGAACCUGGUUUUCUUGACGAUACCGCUGUGCAGAGAAAGGCUCCAGAUACAUGGACCACAGGGAACCGAGUAAACAUCACCUGGAAUGUCUCAGACCUGGCAGCUGACUUGCCAGUGACAAUAGAGAUUAUAAAUCUAUCAUACAAUCAAAGUGGUAGAGAAUUUCAUAAUUAUACUACAGUCGUGUUUAGCCAGCCGAACACGGGGAAAGCUGAGUUUGAUCUGCCCCUUAUGGAAAAUUUGAGAAAGAACCCAAAUAUACCAGAAACGUUGCAGAUGGUUCGGGUUCGAAGCUUGGUUGGAAACAGUUACAACAAGUUCGUGGCAAGGGAGUGGAUCGGAAGUGAACUCUUCCUGCUAACAAAUCAGACUGCGGCCAACGGAAGCUGCUCAAGUUGGCUACAAAAUCAAACGCAUUCUCUCAUGACAACAAGUAAUAACCACUUAACACCCUGCCCCAAGACUCGACGACAGAUGAACGCAGACAUUGGAAUUUUCAGGGAACACGACUUGUGCGAUACAAAUAUCUUGCCUCUUUGUAAAUUCUACUAUAGAAAGGUCGAAACAUGCUACAAAACAACAGUUACGAGCGAUCGAGGAAUAACGCGAGCAUGUUGCUAUGACAAGGAAGGAGAAUUGACUGCAGGGCCACCUGGCGAGUUCGUAAAUCAAAACAAACACGCUGUCACGAGCGGAUCAAUAUUCCCUUCCAUAUGGGACAAAAUCAUUCCUUAUCUGCAGUGCUGUAUGUUUUCUAACAAUUGCUUUAAAUAUCAAGAGCUGACGACAUCUGAAACGCGAUAUCUCCCUCCUAACAUUGGAGCAGCAUUCGGUGAUCCCCAUAUUCAAACUUUAGAUGGUGUGGAAUAUACGUUUAAUGGUUUUGGCGAGUAUACAGUCCUCAACGUCGACAAUACACGGUUUCUUCUCCAAGGGAGAAUGCAACCUUUGAAAGGUGAGAAAAGUGGAGAAGCACCUGCGACAGUUUUCACUGCGUUCGCCAUGAAAGAGCAAAAAAGUAGCCUUAUUCAGAUGCAACUAAAUGAACGGCAAACAAUAGACAUUCUUGUCGACAGAAAGUUGGUCAUUUUUGAUCACGAACUACAAUCUAGAGGAGUGCUUGUUAAGAACAGCCUUCGUGAAAACAAUCCAAGAGUAAUUGCUGCCUUUACUUCAGGGAUUACUGUAUAUGUUGAAAAUGCCGCACCAGUUUUGCAGAUGGCUGUAGUUGUCCCUGUAAAGUUCAAAGGAAAAACAAGCGGUCUUCUCGGCUAUUGGGACGACAAUAGUGAUAAGGAGUAUCUUCUACCAAACAACGAAGUCCUCAGCACCGCGUCAACCAUGUCCGAGUUACACUACAAGUUUGGUCAGCAAUGGGUGACGAAAGAGAUCGAUUCUCUGUUCAUGUACGGCCCAGAAGAGGCUCAUAGGGACUUUUUUUAUCCUUCUUAUAUCCCAACGUUUAUGGAAGGAUAUUAUCCAAUAACAUCCAAGAUGAAAAGUGGCAUGAAAAAGAGGGCGCUCAAGACGUGCGACCACUCAUUUCAAUGCAUAUUUGACAUCGCAAUAACAGGGAGAUUUGGAAUCGGCCAGGCUACCAAGGAGUUCCAAGAAUGGUUAAUGGGCAUGAAAAGGGAUUUACAUGAUGAAGGAUGUAACGUUGUAUUGAGCCUUGAUCGUGGGUUUGUACGAAGGGACGUCUCAGGAGAUCAAGUAACGCAUCAUUUUACUUGUAACAAUGGUUACACAAUGGUUGGAAAAGACAAAAUGUCUUGCCGUGGAGGGGUCUGGGAUGGAUCAAAACCAACCUGCAUAAAAGCUUCGAAAGGGUGCGAGCAGUUUUCGACAUCAUUUAAAAACGGGCACUUCACUGGUCAAGGUAACAAAGCAGGCGAUCGAUACAAAUUCCAGUGCGACUCAUCAUACACGCUCGUAGGUAAAAAUGAAAUUGUCUGCGAGAAUGGGGAAUGGAGCGGAGAAGUUCCUUCUUGCAAAGCUAAGUGCUCUCAAAUAAAAUUAAACAAUUCUCAAGUUACAGUCGGGAACGGAGGCCAACUUAUCAUCCAAUGCAACCCGGGAUAUACUUUGUCCGGAUCCAGAGUAAUAAGCUGUCUGAAUGGAAUACUGAAUGGAACACUGCCUUCUUGCACAAAAGGGUACAAUUUUACAGCUCCGAUCCUGAAAGCCUCCGAAAAGAAGAAAAAUUCCAUGAUUGUCAUCGUAAUUGGAGUGUUAGUCCUCUUCAUAGCCAUUCUUGUAAUCAUGUUGACGAUUUACUUGGUCAGAAAACAUCACAGGAGGAAGGACACCCAAGUGCAAAAAAAGCCGGACGAGGACGAUAACGAGUGCGUGGCAGUGUGAGAAUAAGGAAAGUCAAAUAAUCAGCACGAACUUAAUUCAACAUAUUUUGCUCCUGAUUUCAGGUUGAAACCAAAGGAAAUUCACAAUUCUACGGCCCUCAAGUUCAUACUACUUGCGUUUGAGUAAAAUCAUUCUUAUCCUCACUCUGCAAAGCCGUCGAAUGACGGGUAAAAAAUUGCCCGAGAAAUUUCCCUCAUGCCAGUCAAAUACUAAUGCGUUCUCUCAGAACAACAAAUAGAAUAUCAGGAGAGCAUGAAACUGUGAUGGUAUUUGAGAUAAGUUAAGCUGCUGCAACCUCAUAAAACAAUUUAUAAUUAUGGCUGUAAUGAAACUGCAAUCUCACUAAGAUGACAGAGUAAGGUUGCUUUAUUCACUCAGACGCCUCCGCGCUGUCGUAUUCACGUGUAUUGACGUUUACAUUGUUGGAACUUUCUUGGAGGAACUACUUAGGUGUGGGUACUUCCAUUAAAAUAAACACAGCUCGUUCGAAGAAAAGAAAUAGACAGCGUACAAAUGAUCGACACGGAUAUUAAUCGCUUAUGCAAAGUGUAUUUCUUAGACGUCCUUUUAUAGAAAGUUUUCAAUCGAGAAUUUAUAGUUCAGCAAAAUAUGUUAGGCCAGUUUUAAUUGAAUGAUAUUAUAAGAUAUAUAAAUUAUGGCGACAAACAAAAAUACAUGCAUGAAACAUCGUUCUUAAGAUUCCCCCGAAAUUAUAAUUGCUCAAAUAUCCCGCUCUGAAUGCCAGUUUUAUUUCAGUUUUUCCAAAUAUUUAAGAUAGCUGACAAUCAAAGAAUAUUCACAAGACUUCAUAUAAUAAUCUU
Messenger RNA from Pocillopora verrucosa, 4482 nucleotides. Its product is annotated as protein mesh. The record is from RefSeq and is a predicted model, not a curated record. Gene Ontology annotation, biological process: cell-matrix adhesion. Lineage: Eukaryota; Metazoa; Cnidaria; Anthozoa; Scleractinia; Pocilloporidae.